AUCACAUAAUAUUCGAUUUCUCUAGAGAGCGUUUCCGUGAUUUGUUGCUUUUCCAUCUCAAUUCGCUCUUAAACGCCGGGAUAGGGCUAAACCCCAACCCAAUCAGCCUCCCAAACUCGCCGCCGACCCCGCGACGGCGAGGGCCAACCUUCGACCACGGUCGAGAAAACUCUCUCUCUUCUCUUUCUCUCUCUCUCUAUCGACCAUUGAGAUUCGACCCACCACAGCGGCAGCCGCCAAGCUCCCAACUUGGCCCCUACCCUCGUCCCCAUCCGAGCUCCAACGGCGGCCCUCCCUCUCUUCAAUGUCUAGACGGAGGCGGCGGGGUCGCACCAGCUUCGCUCCUCAAUGACCCUCUCUCUCAAAGCUUCAAGAGCUUUGGCCACCGCCCUCCCCGCUCCGCGCCCCCGCCGUCUCGACUUACGGCCGCCGUUCCCGCUCCGCUUCUCUUCCCAAAGCUGCCUGCCGUCGGUUCCCGAGGAGCCCAGUUCGGUUUCCGAAUCCCUGUACCGGGACUUGGUGUUGACCACGGUCGCCAGGAGGCCCCGGGCUUUCGCGAGCAAGAAGUGGGUGUCUGAUGAGUUUCGAGAGCUGGUUGUGAACCCCGGGUUGCUCGCCCGCGUCCUCAGCUCGAUUCGGGCGGAACCCAGGAUCGCUUUGCGCGUGUUCAGAUGGGUCGAGAUGCAGGACGGGUUCGUCCGGUCCGAGCUCUCGUUCUGUGCGGUUCUUGAGAUUUUGGCGGAGAACAAUUUGAUGCGGUCGGCGUACUGGGUCGUGGAUAAGGCGGUGAGUCUCGAUAUGAAUGGGAUGCUCGACGUUUUGGUCAGCGGGGGAGUGCGGUUCGAGGUGUUGGGGAAGGUUCUGGAUGUGCUGCUCUGGGUCUACACCAAGAAGUCGAUGAUUGGGCAUUGCCUAUCGACCUUCGAUGAAAUGUUGGGGAAAGGGAUCUUGCCGGACGUGAAGAACUGUAAUAGGAUUCUCCGGAUUCUUAGAGAUAAGAAGUUAGUAGUUAAAGCUCGAGUGGUCUAUAGGAUGAUGGAGGAGUUUGGGAUAAAGCCGACCAUCGUCACGUAUAAUACUUUGUUGGAUUCGUAUUGCAAGGAAGGAGAAAUGCAGCAGGCGCUGGAGCUCCUGGCAGAGAUGCAUAAGAGAGAGUGCUUCCCGAAUGAUGUUACUUACAAUGUGCUGAUAAAUGGGUUGUCCAAGAAUGGGGAGCUAGAUCAGGCCAAGGGACUGAUUGAGAAGAUGCUGAAGUUAGGAUUAGAGGUCUCGCCACACACUUAUAAUCCUUUAAUUUCUGGGUACUGCAGGAGGGGAUUUCUUGUUGAGGCUCUGGCUAUUGAGGAGGAGAUGGAAGUUAGAGGGGCAUCUCCUACAGUGCCGACUUACAAUGCCGUGAUGUAUGGUCUCUGUAAAUGUGGGAAGAUGGUUGAUGCUAGACGGCUAUUCACAGAGAUGGUCAAGAGGAAUCUGCAUCCGGACGUGGUUUCUUACAACACUCUUAUAUAUGGGUAUUGUAGAUUGGGGAAUAUGAAAGAGGCCUUGCUCUUGUUUGAGGAGCUACAACAUCAUGAUGCUGUUCCUAAUACCAUCACUUACAAUACCCUUAUAGAUGGCGCUUGCAGGAACGGCGACUUGGAAUUAGCUCAACACUUGAAAGAUGAGAUGAUUAAUCGAGGGGUUCAUCCUGAUGUUUAUACUUAUACCAUCCUGGCUAAUGGAUCCUGUAAGUUGGGAGAUUUAUGUUUGGCUGAAAGCUUCUUCAAUGAAAUGUUGUGCAAAGGAUUGGAGCCUGAUCGUAUCUCGUACUCAACUCAUAUAGUUAGUCAGCUCAAGCUAGGUGGACCUGGUAAGGUGUUUGGUCUGCAAGAAGAAAUGCGCGCAAAGGGUUUCCCUCCUGAUUUGAUCACUUACAAUAUAUUUGUGCAUGGGCUUGCUAAAUUAGGCAACCUAGAAGAAGCAUGUGACCUAUUGCAAAAUAUGGUUCGCAAUGGUAUUAUGCCGGAUCAUGUAACUUACACGAGCAUAAUCCAUGCUUUCGCGGAGAUGGGCCAGCUCAGAAAAGCAAGGGAGCUAUUCUAUGAGAUGCGGAGCAAAGGAUUAGCACCUUCAGUUGUGACGUACACGGUGUUGAUCCAUGCCCAUGCCGGCGAGGGUAGGCUAGAGAUGGCUGUUACUUACUUCUUGGAGAUGCAAGAGAAGAAUAUUACCCCUAAUGUGAUCACCUACAAUGCUUUGAUCAAUGGUUUUUGCAGAGUGAGGAAGAUUGGUCGGGCUUACGAAAUUUUUGCCCUAAUGGAGAUGAGAGGAAUCAUUCCCAACAAGUAUAGCUAUACCAUAUUAAUAAAUGAAAACUGCAAUAGGGGAAAUUGGCAAGAAACACUGAGGCUAUACAUAGAAAUGUUGAGUAGAGAUGUGCAGCCUGAUUUUGUCACCCACAGUGCUUUGAUGAAGCAUUUGAACCAAGACUGUAAUCUGCAUGCAGUUCAAUUGCUGGAGGAUCUGAUUACAGAUAGUGAAGAAUUUGCUUAUGCAAUGACCUGACGUUCUAUGCAGCAUCUUGAAUCUGAAGGCCUUAUAAGCUGCAGAAGUGCUACUUCUUAAGCUUGCCUCUUUGUUAAAAUCAAAGUGGUUUCAACCAUGCAUGAAAUCCCCGACCAGUUCCACAAGUGGAACUUCUAACACAUCGAGGUCAGAGAUUAAACCUGCUGGUAUGGUUGUAUAUACAAGAUUUUUUCCCCCUUUGUGGGCAUAAAUAAUCUAUAAGUGACCAGUUUUUGAGACUACCUUCCAGUUUCAGUCAGAGACUAAAUUGUGAUAUAACGGCAAUACUGAGCAUAAGCAGCAGCAGCAAUGGACAAUGUUGUCGAGAAAGACUCGUCAGUGAGGGACUGAUCUAUUGAUACAUCCUCGUCGUCCUCGGAAUCAACGGCCACCUUCAUAUUCUCAAUCUCCUGUGCGAUCUCUGCCAGCUCGGGACGCUUAUCUGGUGACUUUUCACAACACCGGAUUGCAAUCUGCAGCAACUGGAGCAUCCUGUGGGCAGCACUUCGCUGCACUGAUAUCUCAGGGUCAAAGAUCUCAGCAGUCCAUUCCUCUCUCACUGCCCUGUGCACCCAGCUGCAGAGAUCCAUGCCUUUGACUCCUGGUGGGGCCGCAUGGGUGCAGACUCGGCCACUGAGUAGUUCGAGAAGCAGACAACCGUAGCUCCAGACGUCAGUCUUUGAGGAGAUCCUUCGUGUGGUUUGGCAUUCAGGGGAUUUGAAGCAGACCAUGGAUUGUGCGGCAAUGGGGUGAGCGAUGAGCGAGGAGAGGCCAUAGUCAGAGACAAGGAUGACGUCGUUUUGAUUGAGGAGGACAUUGGUCGAUUUCAGGUUUCCAUGUGGAAUGAUGAUGUUUGUUCUUGAGUUGGAGUUGACAUGGAGGUACUGUAGGGCACGAGCCACGCCUUGAGCAGCUGAUAGUCUGGAGUUCCACCUGAACGGGACCCGCUCUUUGCUUCCCCUUCCUCCUAUUGUAGUGGUUUUAUGAGAUAUAAAUCACAAUAUAAGCACAGAGUGCCUCAAAGUACCAUAUUUAUGCAAAUAAAUUAUUAGAACUUCUAUAUUUUUCUAGUUAUUGAAGAGUGAGUGAGAUUAUGACAACCCCUGUAAAAGAUAAAAAUUUGAGCAUGAAGAAGUCUUAUAAAAUGGAAAGGGAAUAAAUAGUAAUGGAUGGUGCGAAUCAGUGUGUAUUAACAUUUCUAAUCCUGUAUAGAAAGGGCUAAUUCAACUGGACCAGUUUGUUUCAUUUCUUCUUUUGAUUAUGACCUGACUGAUCAAGAGCCGGCGAAGUUUGAUGUUGACCCCUUGUUGAACUGGUCAAUUGAAUCUUUGACUUUUGAAAAGUUGAGAAUUAUUUGCAGUAACAUCCCGUGAUCUCUGGGAUGUGCAAUGAGCGUGUUGGCCAUCUGAGCUAAGGCAUUCACUUUGGGCACGAUGCCUACUGUAUAUCUUAUACUAGUGAACUUUACAGCCUCUUUACCAGCGGAAUCAUCUAGUUGGUGCAUUUCCUACAGAAAGAUAAGGACUUACUAUUUCGUUUGUGUUUAAUUUGCUUGCAUAAUCAUUGAUGCGUGAUUUUCAGAAGCGAUAGCUGAUAAGGAAGGCUUAAUGCUUGCUAAAGAUGGGGGAUUGCCAAAAAUUAGUUGUUGAAAACAACUCAGAACUGGUGUUCAAGCUGCUUUGAAGGCCACUGCAUGGAACUGAUUGGCAGCUGGAACCAGUGGCUAAUGAUAUAUGAUCUACACAGCAGCUUUCAGCGGUAGGAUGUGCUUGUUUUCCUUACUUUUUUGUUAAUAUUUAUAGAAAAUUACAUAUUUUAAGUAUGUCAAUAGGUUCCAUACCUCUAGAAGUUAACUAGCUUUGUGGGACAUGGUAUGCUGGGUUCUACGUUAUCUUAUUACUUCCUCAUGUUUCUAAUUACCAAUAAAGAGAAUGUCUAAUGACUUGUGGGAGGGAAAUCCUAAGGUUAAUACUCAGGUCAUAGUAAAUAGUGUUGUUCCUGGUCAUGGAUGUGCUUUCCGGGACACUAUUGAUUUGGUUUGAAAGCCAUAAGAGAGAGAGAGAGAGAGAGAGAGCUCACCGUGAAUGCGGUUGAACAAGUUGCCUUUCUCUGCAUAUUGGUAGAUCAACAGCUUCUCUUGCUUAGAGAAGAAGUAGGCGAGAGGAGAGAUCAGAUUCGGGUGUUUCUGAUUGGUAAGCAACUGCAAUUGCCUUGUGAACUCCUCGCUGGUCAUCGGCUUCAGAUUCUUCAUCCUUUUUACUACAAGGGCUUGCCCGUUAUCCAAGAUCGCCUUGUAAGUGUUACCAAAGAUGCCUUUCCCAAGUCCCUCUGCAGAUGCCUUCAAAAGAUGACUCAAUUCGAACCCUCCACUGUUUUCCAAGAAUAUAAGCUUCCCUCUAUCUUCUCCUCUCUCAACAACUCUGCUGCUCUCAACUGCCUCGCUUCUCUCUUCUUUCUCCUCUGCUUCUUCGUCUCGUCUAUUCUCUUGGUUCAUAAUUUCUUUGAGCUUCUUGACCUUCUUAUUGUACAAGAUGAACAGCAAGAUCACAGCAAGUAGAGCCACCACGUCGAACAGCAGAAAAAGAAUAAGAAAGACAUUAAUGGAAGAACCCUUGCCUUUUCCAGUAUCAGGAUGUGCAUUUUCAGAAGAAUUGGAAGACGACGGGCCAUCGCUCACUGAGUUGAGGGUGCUAGAGUUUUCACAGGAGUGAGAUGUGGGUGGUCCGCAUAGUCCCGGGUUGCCUGAGAAUGAAUCCAAGCUGAAUGAUUGAACAACUUGCGUCAAUGGGAUCUGCCCACUUAAAUUAUUGUUUGACACAUUGAAGGAGAUCAAGGUAGAUUGAUUGAACUCUGGGAUUUUCCCUGUCAGGUUGUUGUUCUGGAGCCAUAACGAUGCUAAUGAAGCUAGACUCAGGAGCGACUCUGAGAUUGGACCGUGGAACUCGUUCCCCGAGAGGUCGAUUUGGGCCAACUUCCCAUUCCCUGAAAAAUUCAUUAUAUUUCCUCGAAGGGCAUUGUUCUUGAAGCUCAGGAUGGACAGCUCGGAGAAGUAAAGGAGGGCAUUGAAUCUGAUCAGCCCCUUCAGUCCCAUACCUUCCAGUGCUAUUCCUGUGACACGGCCAUUGUUGCACUGAAUGCCGUACCAUCUUGGUGGAUCGUUCAUAUAGCAAUGUAUGCCGGUCCAGUUACUGUUCAAGAAGGGGUUGUUGAAAAUAUUUCUCAGAACAUAAAGAGCAACUCUCUCAUCUUCAUCGUAACCUAGCGAAUGAGCACUUGUGGUGAUCCCAUGGGUUAGCAGCGAGAGGAAUAAGGCUAGGAAUAAUUUUCUGGGCGACUUUGUAGAACCCAUGAUGCUGGACAUCAGAAGGUGGCUGGGCGUGUUUAGUGUAGUGGAAAUUGCUUAUAGAUAUGCUUGGAUGCUCGAUCAAAUCGCGGAUAUACUCUUAGGUAAACCAUGCCACAACUAUACCAGGCUUUGUUCGAAGAUGGAACAAGACAGUUUUGUUGCAUCUGUCCUGGAACUUCGCAGCUGAAGAUUCCUAGGGAGGCUGCCUUCACAUUGUACCUCAUUGAACUGCUAAAUUUUAUGGGAUAUUCCCUCGGUUAUGACCACCUAAUAAUUAUUUGCUA
Molecule: messenger RNA, 6174 nt
Organism: Eucalyptus grandis
Lineage: Eukaryota; Viridiplantae; Streptophyta; Magnoliopsida; Myrtales; Myrtaceae
Product: pentatricopeptide repeat-containing protein At1g22960, mitochondrial
Exons: 3
Coding region: 349-2544 (731 amino acids)
Molecular function (GO): protein binding
Source: RefSeq, a predicted model, not a curated record